Messenger RNA from Rhodotorula toruloides NP11, 1632 nucleotides. RefSeq names its product prenylcysteine oxidase. Bases 1 to 1632 code for a protein of 543 amino acids. The transcript is spliced from 7 exons. Gene Ontology annotation, molecular function: prenylcysteine oxidase activity. Gene Ontology annotation, biological process: prenylated protein catabolic process; prenylcysteine catabolic process. Lineage: Eukaryota; Fungi; Basidiomycota; Microbotryomycetes; Sporidiobolales; Sporidiobolaceae. The record is from RefSeq and is a predicted model, not a curated record.
AUGAUUCUCUCUCUCCCUCUUCUCCUCGGCCUCCUCAUCAGUCCAGCGACCUCGCAGCUCCUCUUCCCCGUCAACAGCGCCCAGACACCCUUUGAGGCGCCUCUCAGAGACUGCGGAGGAAAGGCAGGGCGGCGCUGGAACGAAGCGAGGCCUCCUCGGGUUGCAAUCGUCGGUGCGGGAGCAGGAGGCUCGUCUGCCGCGUACUUCCUGCGGCACUUUGGCGACCUAAAGGGCGCGGGUCUGGAGACGGAGGUGACGGUCUACGACACGGCAGAAUAUGUGGGUGGACGUUCGACGGUGAUUUGGCCGUGGAACGACGACCCAUUCUCCCCGCCUCGCAAUGCCAGCGACCCUCCCGUCGAACUCGGCGCGAGCAUCUUUGUCAGCGCCAACAAGCACCUCCAAAAGGCACGCAAGGUCUUUGAGCUAGAGGAAGACGCUUACGGUGGUGAGGACGGCGGAAUGGCAAUCUGGGAUGGCGAGCGCUUCGUACUCGAGGAAGAAAAGCUCGGCUGGAGCUGGUGGCAGAAAGCGAAGCUAAUCUGGCGGUACGGGCGCAGUCCGUUUACAGUUCGCUCGCUCGUCCAGAAGACGGUCGCCGAUUUCGUCUCGCUGUACUCGCCCGAGUUCGUUUCUCGCGGCGCCUUCACGUCCGUCUCCAACUUCACCGCAAUUACCGGACUGCAAGAACCGGCUUCGCUGUACGCCGACGAGUUCUUCGGCAAGCAGGGCGUCGCCGACCUUUUCACGAACGAGAUCAUUUCGGCCGCGACUCAGGUGAACUACGGCACGCCCAUCGACCGCCUGCACGGCGUCGGCGCGCUAGUUUCGCUAGCCGCGACAGGCGCAGUCUCGGUGCGCGGAGGGAGCCGGCAGAUCUUCGAGAACUUCGUGGGGCGGAGCGGUGCUCGCUUGCGUCUAGGCGAGAAUGCGCGGGUGCAGUCGAUUCUCAAACUCGAUGCGCCUCGAAGUGGUCGCGCGCAGUGGGUUGUACGGACGGCGUCAGGCGUGGGAAGCGGGACGUACGAUGCUGUUAUCCUUGCAGCGCCCUUUCACCAAACAGGGAUCCAGAUGGUCAAUUCGCUUGCGCCGUCUCGCAUCCCGAAGCAGCCUUACGUCCCACUCUACGUUUCCUUCGUCAUGACCAACGCGUCUGCGCCGCGAGCGUCGUAUUUCGGCUUGCCCGAGAAGACAGUCAUGCCCGUCGAGAUUUUCGGCACCUUCACGACCUCCUCAUCUUGCAAGCCCACCUUCAACUCGCUCAACUACCUUCGCGCUCUCUCGCCCGAGACCAGCGCAAGACUCGGCGAAGGCACCUUUCACGUCGUCAAGAUGUUUUCGGACCGACCGCUCGAGGCGGAGAUGCUCGACGACCUGUUUGGCCAAGGCAACGUCGCAAAGACGGUCGUCAAGCGUUGGCUCGCGUAUCCCAAGCUCGAGCCUGUCACGAAGGAGGACGACUUUGCGCCCGUCCGGCCAGACGAGGGCCUCUACUACCCGAACAGCUUCGAGCGCCUCAUCUCGACCAUGGAGACGGCGACCGUUUCGUCGUUCAAUGCCGUCUCACUCCUGCUCAACGACUUUUUCGGCUAUGUUCCCCCGACAAGCUGGGCUGAGUGGGACAACGCCUGA